GACUGUGGGGAGCUUGACAGCAGCUGUCCGGGCGCAUUGAGCGCACACGUCGCUCUCUCCACUACAUCGCACCACUGCGGUAGCGGCGGGAACGCAGCAGCAGCAGAGGAGGACCCGGCAGGCUCACUCCACUUGUUUCCUGCACGACAAAAUCCAGGUGGCGAGUGUGCGUCUCUCUGCCCACUUCAUCGCAGAGGAGGACUUUACCUGAGAGGACGCAGCAACAGCUCCCAGGACAAUUCUUCCUGCAGCCCGGCGAGAGCGAAGCCCGGACAACUUUUGGCUAUUUUAGCCGAGUGAUUUUUUUAACCACAUCUCCGUAACCUUGGAAGUCAGACCUGAUUAUUGUGAGAGGAUGGGACCGCUGCUCAUUUCCAUCGCGCUGUGUCUGAGCGCCGCUGUCCCACAGCACGCGAAAGCAGCAGAUGGUGAGGAACCAACUUCAGCAGGCCCAUGCCAUCCAAACCCUUGCCACAACAGAGGAACAUGUGAGAUCAGCGAGACCUACAGGGGCGACACCUUCAUUGGAUAUGUGUGCAAGUGUCCACCAGGCUUUAGUGGAGUCCACUGCCAACAUAAUAUUAACGAAUGUGAAAGGGAUCCAUGUAAGAACGGGGGCAUUUGCACAGAUCUGGUCGCCAACUAUUCCUGCGAUUGCCCCGGGGAGUACAUGGGCAGGAACUGUCAAUACAAAUGCUCUGGACCACUGGGCAUGGAGGGUGGUAUAAUCUCCAACCAACAGAUAACAGCCUCUUCCACCCACCGCGCUCUGUUCGGCCUGCAGAAGUGGUACCCGUACUUUGCACGCCUCAACAAGAAGGGCCUGGUCAAUGCUUGGACUGCUGCCGAAAAUGACAGAUGGCCGUGGAUCCAGAUAAACCUGCAGAGGAGAAUGAGGGUCACGGGCCUAAUUACCCAGGGUGCAAAGCGUAUCGGCAGCCCAGAGUACGUCAAGUCUUACAAAGUGGCUUACAGUGAUGACGGGAAGACCUGGAGAACAUACAAAGUCAAGGGCAAAGAUGAGGAUAUGAUUUUCAGAGGAAAUGUCGAUAACAACGCUCCGUCAGCCAACUCCUUCACCCCUCCCAUUGAAGCCCAGUAUGUGCGCAUUUACCCCCAAGUCUGCAGGAGGCACUGUACCUUACGCAUGGAGCUGCUCGGCUGUGAGCUCACAGGCUGUUCUGAACCACUGGGAAUGAAAUCAGGCCACGUCCAGGACUAUCAGGUGACAGCCUCGAGCAUCUUCAGGACACUCAACAUGGACAUGUUCACUUGGGAGCCCGGGAAGGCCCGUUUGGACAAGCAGGGCAAGGUCAAUGCUUGGACAGCUGGACAUAGUGACCAGUCACAGUGGCUACAGGUGGACUUGCUUGUGCCAACCAAGGUCACGGGGAUCAUCACCCAGGGAGCUAAAGACUUUGGUCAUGUCCAGUUUGUUGGCUCAUACAAAAUCGCUUACAGUAAUGAUGGAGAGCGGUGGAGUGUAUAUCAAGAUGAGAAGCAAGGGAAGGAUAAGGUAUUCCAGGGGAACUUUGACAACGACACGCACAGAAAGAACGUGAUAGACCCACCCAUCUACGCCCGGCUCGUCCGGAUCCUUCCCUGGUCAUGGUAUGGCAGGAUCACUUUGCGUGUAGAAAUACUCGGAUGCACAGAGGAAGAGUGAAGUCCUUUCCUCCGUCUUUCUCGCCAUCAUCCCCUGUCCCUCGGCAUACUGGAGCGUCAGCGCUUCAGAAAUAAACUGUGCAACCUGUAAAAAGAAAUCAAUUUCCAAUGGAUUUUUCAAGAAUAAGUGUUUGGUUGUGGUGGGUUGCUGUUUGUUCUUUUGUACAAUGAUUUAAAAACCUACCCCCCCCCCCCCCCCCCCCCCCCCCCCCCCCCCGUUCCACUUUUGUCUUUUCGUUUCCUAUUUAAAGCGUGAUCCUUGUCUUUUUAUUCCUUCUCAAGAUUUGCCAUCCUGUUUGGAAUGAACUUCUAUAAUAUAUAUUGGAGGGGUGGGAUUGGGGAGCGGAGUCACAACGGGGGUCUCACUGUGGUUUUACCUUGUUGCCAUGGAAGCUAUUGUACAGUGUCACUUUUUAACAAAGAUGUGAAAUCUGUCUGUCGUGCUUCAUUGGACAUGAUUAACCAACUUCAUACCAUAACUAAAAACGGUCUAAAAUGCCAUGUAGAGAUGGCAUUUUAUCACAUUAUCAAAUAUAUUUUUACUUUGAUUACUACACCUCCUCAAGCCAUGCUUUUACGCUAAUGGACACUGGCAUUACUACAUCAAUCAGAACACUAUUAAUUCUCUUGUAUUAUAUGUAAAAGACUAAGAAAUUGCAUGGUGCGUGAAUUAUAAAUGUAUAUUAUGACGAAUCAUUUAAAAUCUCCAGCCCUGAGAGCAAAAUGGCUUUGAUUUAGGGACCUAUUUUUAUGUGCAUUUUUAAAUAGUUCUGAAACAUUACAACACACUGCAAAAGCUUAUUAAAGAUGACUGAUAUGUGAGACAAUAAACAAGCACUGCAGUUGAAAGUGGCGCUGCAGCACUGACACUGAGGCUUAUAGGCUCUACCUAGUUGAAAUGUUUUAAUGCUCUCAUCAGGAGUUUCCUUUCUUUUGUAACAAUUUGAUUAUCGCUAGACUUUUUCUAAGAUAUUUGGUAAUAUUGUUUGUGCUUGUUCUUUUUUUUGUAUUUAUUUCAGUGUUUCGUUUCUUUUGUCUCAGCUGUCAGACUCAUAAAAUCCGUGUUUAAUGUCCUCGUGUCGUCUCGGAGAUCUCAGUUGAAUCAAUUAAAAAGCUCAGGAUAGAUGUCAGUCAUAAUAACCCACAAUGUAUAAUUUUAGGCCACCUAUGAAGAUUUCUGUGUAUUAUUAUUUAAAGAAAACAUGAGUGGAACAACUAUUUAAAUCGUAAAAUAUACAGAAUUCAAUUGCUGAA
Messenger RNA from Acanthochromis polyacanthus (spiny chromis), 2919 nucleotides. RefSeq names its product EGF-like repeat and discoidin I-like domain-containing protein 3. Bases 356 to 1666 code for a protein of 436 amino acids. Gene Ontology annotation, molecular function: calcium ion binding. The transcript has 10 exons. Lineage: Eukaryota; Metazoa; Chordata; Actinopteri; Pomacentridae. The record is from RefSeq and is a predicted model, not a curated record.